CCGCCAGUUUGCCAUAUAGAACCGACGUACUGGCACUCAAAUCAAAUUCAUAAAGACAGCACCAUUUUGACACACAUCAAAACAUAUUGUUUGAACUUUUGAAGUGCUAUGCGACCGUUUGCUUGAACGGUUUUUAUGGACCCUAGACCCUCAAAAUUUGCAGUACCUUGUCCUUGUGUUGUGAAGUGAAGACCAAUGUCAUCCACGCUCAUUUUCGUGGGGUUGCCGGAGGAUUCGAAGAGCUCUAUCACAAAAACGCUGUCGGCGUCGGAGUGCCCGAGUGUGGGCGAGUUGAGCUCGGAGGAGUUGCGGCAGACGAGCAUCACGAGCGCCGGAGUGCCGAAACGCGGGGUGCCAAAUGCCCCGAAGAGCUGCAUCGGCGAGAUCUUCAGCUCGGACGCGACGGACAGCAGUCCAGUGAAGAAUGGCGCCGCGAGGCCUCGCGUAGUGCGCGACACGCCCACCCGUCCUCGCGACACCCAUUCCAGACUCUUUGGACAGGUACAUAAAACCGCUAACAGCAGCUCCGUCGCCCCAAUGGUGACAGACACCAUCCGCAGCCACAUCCAGUUCGGAGAGGGAGAGAUGAACGGGGGCAGCCUCCCGCACUCCCCUUCCAAGGCCAUGACGAACGGGAGCGCCACUUCCACGCCCAGCCGAGAAGGCAACCCGAUCACCGGCGAUGGCUACAAGUCGAUGAACGGGCAGAUUAACACGGUGACGUCCAUCAACGGUACCAGCCACUUGAUCCACCACAGCCGCGUGCCGCCCGGCGGGUUUUCCUCCGGCCUCUGGUAGGCUCCCCACCACUAUCCACCGCUCCAACUACCCGCGGCGACGACCAUCUGAUAAAAUCUGAUUCUCUCUUCACUCGCCGCCCAACUCUCGGCACGCGCGGACCUAUAAUAUUUUAAACUAUACCGCCUAUAAUUUAAAAUAUUAUCGGCAACUAAAUUGCAUUUAUUUAAACUUACCAUUUUGUUAAUCGACUAAAUUUUUUCUUAUAGUGUCUUUAAAUUAUAGUAACGCAACGCGCACCAUCAAAUUGCAACGUCCACUAUAACUGAAAGGGUAUAUGUUGUUAAUUGAAAUCCUUAGCCUAUCCCAGUAACUGUUUAUUCAAAUAAUUUAGAAUAGAAUUAUAGAUAUUUUUGUAAUAGUAAUAUUUCGAUAAUUAUUGUAAAAACGAUAGAUUUUCGUUGGUUGCUCUCUGAAAUCUCAGCGGAUUGAUCAAUGUGAACGCUGAAAUAUUGGCGGAGCGUUUUAAUGGUCUGUCUGGGGUCUCAUGGACCAACAGUAUUAAUUUAAGAACUUGAUAAAUUGUAACCUUUCACACUUAAAAUAUGUUAACGCAUUGAUAUUGAGAAUUAGGAGUGAGGAAACGUAUCAGCAAUAUACCAAAACGAAUAGUGCCUUGAUUGGUGAUGAUUGAAAUUCUAUAAGAAUCGAUAUACGUUUGACUUUACAUCUCGUAGGAAAGUGAUUAUAUUGUCUAUAUAUUUCACGGUAUAGAAAUAGUAAUCAUACGGCACUGGCUAAUUGAUACAUUCAUAAAUUAACAUUAAUAAUUAAUCAACACUAUUUAAGUAUUUCGUUUGUUGAAUUUCAUUAUCGUAUUUAAAUAGAGGUUUUAUAGAAAUGCAUUUAUUUUGUCUUUUAUACAAGUUUUUAUUUCUUUUUUAGUUUAUUUUCUACUCGUUUAGGAUAAUGGUGUAAAAAUGGAUUUGAAUCUUGGUAGAUUAUCUGUUAACAUAUUGGGUGAUUGUAAUGGACCAUAGCGUGUUAGAUUAUUAUGUAUAAGUGGUGACGUUUCUAUGUGUAGAAUGUAACAAUCGUUAGAAUUACCAUAUCAUCUUUGUAAAAACGUUUUAAUACUUCCUAACAUGGAAUCGCAUAAUCACUGGCCUAAAUGUAACAAAACUGUUAAUAGAUAAUAAUCCAUUAUUUCAAAAUAAAGUUUUUUUU
Molecule: messenger RNA, 1965 nt
Organism: Ostrinia nubilalis (European corn borer)
Lineage: Eukaryota; Metazoa; Arthropoda; Insecta; Lepidoptera; Crambidae
Gene: Jupiter
Product: microtubule-associated protein Jupiter
Exons: 5
Coding region: 196-798 (200 amino acids)
Source: RefSeq, a predicted model, not a curated record